Messenger RNA from Colletotrichum spaethianum, 312 nucleotides. RefSeq lists its product as uncharacterized. The record is from RefSeq and is a predicted model, not a curated record. Bases 1 to 312 code for a protein of 103 amino acids. Lineage: Eukaryota; Fungi; Ascomycota; Sordariomycetes; Glomerellales; Glomerellaceae. The transcript has 2 exons.
AUGAAGUCGCCAUCUCGCAUCCCUGUCAAGGCUCGGUUCGCACAUGGCGGUAAACGAAAACCCGCGAGGGAGGAUGAGUUGCAAGGCAGGAAGCUUGCGGAUGCCUUCUCCUCCAAUAACAGUGGCACACCAGAACGGCUCGUCGCCGGCGCCAUCGGAGCCCCUCCCGGUCUCAAUGGCGCUAAGCCGUCUGUCCUGACGACAUCGAUUUUCCUGCGCUGCGCCCGACUGGCGCAAGCUUACGCAGCUCCCAAGACACGGCGUGCUGCCAAUGGCGUCCAUAUGUCUUCAAUGUCUUUGAAUGGCCACUGA